Gongylonema pulchrum is the source of this 261-nucleotide messenger RNA. Lineage: Eukaryota; Metazoa; Nematoda; Chromadorea; Rhabditida; Gongylonematidae. The record is from the annotation of a GenBank genome assembly.
UCAGUGUGUUGUUACAAUGGAAUGCGUAGAAAAAAUUAUCAGGAAAGAGAUGAUCGAUCCAGUGAAUGGAAAGCCAUUGAAAGAGGAUGAUAUCAUUGAGUUGCAGCGAGGAGGAACUGCUUCCUAUUGCAGUCAAUGUGUUGUUACAAUGGAAUGCGUUGAAAAAAUUAUCAGGAAAGAGAUGAUCGAUCCAGUGAAUGGAAAGCCAUUGAAAGAGGAUGAUAUUAUUGAGUUGCAACGAGGAGGAACAGGUAACUAAUA